Molecule: messenger RNA, 9017 nt
Organism: Lethenteron reissneri (Far Eastern brook lamprey)
Lineage: Eukaryota; Metazoa; Chordata; Hyperoartia; Petromyzontiformes; Petromyzontidae
Product: proline-rich protein 12-like
Source: RefSeq, a predicted model, not a curated record
AUGCCGGAAGUGACCCGCGACUCGGCGCAGAGUUGCGGAAUGGCGCUGGCGCGGCGGAGCGCGGCUCCUGCAGGCUCCUCGGUGUUCCACACACAAUCCCUCCAUCUGGACGUAAGGAAAGCGUGCGUUGCCUUCCUGCGAAGGAAUAAAGACAAGUUUGAAGCGUUCGUCGAAGGCUCGUUUGAAGAUCAUUUGCAGCAGCUUUCAAAUCCGAAGAUCCUGUUGUGUUUCUCGAACGGGAAUCACUACGACAGCGUCUACUCGCGGAAGUUCCCGGCCGUCGCUGGGAUCUGUCAGGCGGUGCUGUACGAGCUGCUGUACGAGCACGUGUUCGAGGUGAACAGGCAGACGCUACGGGCCUCCGUGGAGCUCUAUCGCAGCCGCAAGAACCAUGACAGCUCAUCUGAGGAGGCCAUCCUGGAUAGUUUCGGGGGAGAUAUUGAGUCCGUCCCAUUCAGCGUCAUGAAGUCGCUGGACCCGUUUGUGUACAGAAACGUGGAGUUUGAGGUGUGGGUUGCUUCCAGGAAAGAGCAACACGAAGCAGAUCAUGGAUCGGCUCCUGGAGUUCAUUUCUCAGAAGGCGAUCAGUGUCUGGUGCGCGUUGAGGAGCGGGGAGACCGCUACUACCCCGCAUACAUCACGGAGAUCUUCACGGAGAACGGGCCCGUCAACGUCUACGUAGAGGAGCUCAAGGGCAGUAAAUGUGUUGCCUUGAAGAAUCUGAAGCCGCUCUCCUGGAACCCGACACUCACGUACUGGGGAUCGGCUCCAGACUUGGCGGAGCAGGACGGCUGGAACAAGGGUGGGAAGAGGCGGGACGUGAGAGGGCGCCCGGGAGAGAGGGAGGGUGCCCCCCGCGGUCAGAUGAGCCUCCCCCCACGCAUGCAGCAGCAGCAACAGCACAAGUCAGGGGCCAUGCGCUCGCUGGCGCAGCACGACUGCAGCAUGGAGUACAACCCGUCCAUGAUGGACUACUCUGGCCUCGUUCAGGGAGGGCCGCCCAGCAAGGCAGUGGGGCCGGUCCAUCAAGCAAGAGCAUUCGGGCGGAUGCGCUCUCCUCAAGUGAGCGACCCGUGGUACCGACAGACGGCGGACGAAGGCCUCGUGCCCAGUGACACGGCCUUCCCAGCGCUUCCCUCGGCCAGAGUGUACUCCUCCACGCUGGCAUCUUCGGCGCAAGUCGGCACGCGCUUGCCGGAUCACAAGCCCAAGGGCUCCGUUCUGGAGCCCGCGUUCGCCCACGCCCUGAAGACGGCCAAGAUGCCGCCCGACGGCCAGCUGGGAGGGGGCGGCGUUGGUAGCGCCGCCGCGGUGGGAGGCACGAGGGGAGGACCGGCUUCCUUCGGCGGGCCUGUGCCCAUGCCUGGUCACAGCGCCACGUCCAUCAUUAGCUCCAUGCUGCACAACCUCUCGCCGCAGGUUACAAUGUCGGUGUCGCAGCCACGCACUCUGUUGCUGCCCGGCGGAGGGAUGGGCGUUCCUCUCCCGGGCGGCCCCACCGUAGCGCCGACACCGCUGCCCAUCAGCAGGCCCCGCUCGAGCCCCUCGGUGGCGGUCGGCUCGACCACCCAUGCGUGCUCGCCCCUCGCCGUCACGCUGCCCGCGCUGCACCCUCCGGCCGUGCUCUCCUCGGCCGUCAAGCCCUCCCAGGCCAUCUUGGCUCCGAUCGCGGCGCUCAUCCCGCCGUGCCCGACGCCCGGCGCCAUGAGCUCUUCGUCCCCGGCCAUGAUCGGGCCUUACUCAUCCUCGGGUCCACCGCCACUGCACUCCUACAACCAUGCCGCGCUGGGCGGCCACCCCGCCAUGGGGCCCCCGUCGCCCUUCCACGGACACCAGAAGAUCCUUUCGCUCUCGACCCAGGCGAGCGCGGACGGUGGAGGCGGCGGCGGCGGCGGCCAGCGGGACCGGGCGACGCCGCUCAACGGCUUCAGUCCCUCGGCGCUGUCGGUGAGCGGUGACGGCGUGGGGUCCCAGCCGUCUGCAAUGGCCGGUGGUGGCGGCAACACGUCUCCUGCCGGGGUGUCGGGGGACGCCGCGCAGAAUGGAGCUCUGCUGGCCGCCAGCAGGGGUGGGGGGGCGUCGGAGCGGAGUGCAGCCGGCGCAGAGGACAGGACCUCGAUCGCAGGCAUGGCGUCGGGGCAGAAAGCGUCGCUCGACUCGCAAGCUGCGGCUGGGUCCAUGUCUCUGUCGGAUCCGUUCGAUGCCCUCUCUCUCUACUCCAAAGACCCCGAUGGCCGGGAUCUACCCGAAGACCAGAGGCUUCUGCAAUUUUUCUUCAAUUACGGAAUUCAAGCGUUUGCGCAGGCACGCUGGCUGGGCCCCUACCAGUCUCUGCCGGGGCCCUGGACGUCCGUGUACCCUCCGGCCUCCUAUGGCCUCACGCCCUCCCCGCAGCAGUCGCGCUACUUCCCGGCGGGCGACGUGAGCUGGCCCUCCGCGCAGUCCAACCCGGCGAGCAGCCACAACGGCGACUCGCUGGACGUGUGGGCGGCGUCCCCCGGCACUGCCUCCCACGUGCCCGACGCCGCCAAGGAGUGGCCGCCUCCUCAAGCCGUUGGAAGUGGCGGCGGCGGGGGCGGCUGGCCCCUCAACAACGGCGCGGUGGGCGAUCAGCUCAAAGAGCAAGAUGGCUCCGGCGGCGAUGCCUUUGCCAAUGGUAUGGAGGCGGGCUCCAUGUUUAACGCAACGAGCGGUGCGCAGGCUCACUUUCGAGGGGCGUGGGGCAGCGGUGGCGGUGGGGCCGGGGGGGCGCAGGGUGACGGCGGGCCGGGCGGCAGCGCGUACGGCGUGUCCUCCUGGCUCAACCACAUGCAGGGAGGAGCGGUAGGCGGCCCACCCGACUUCCCGUCGCAGGGCUGCAAGGCGCAGUCCCUGUUCGAUGGCGGCGGCGGCGGCGAGCAGCAGGGCAAGGUGAACACGUCCGGCGUGGCCAUGGGCUUCCCCAUGGAUGUGCGCAGCCUCACGUCGCAGGCCGGCAUGGGGCUGCUGAGCGUGCCGCCGCCACCGCCGCCGCCCCACUUCUCGGACUCGCAACCCGGCGGGGGCGGCGCUUCUGUGCCGCCCCCGCCGCCGCUGCCGCCGCCACCAUUCGGCCCGUGCCCCGUCAGUUUCGCUGACGGCGGUGUGGGCCCCCCGUUCCCGCCGUUCCAGACGGUGCAGGCGGAUAUGGCGCUCGCCUCGAACAGCGCCGACUUCCGACCGAGCCCAAACUACUUUGCGAUGGGCGUAGCGCACGGCCACCACGCGCAGCAGCACGGCCUGGAGUUCGGCGUCCCCAGGAUGCCGCCGCCUCCGCCGGCGCCGGCGCCGCAGGGUAUCGUGGGCAGCGGUGCGCGGGUUAGGGGCGAGGGGUCGCAGUUUGCCGGGGACCAGUGGUAUCGGGGCGGGCUGGAGUGCUACGCCGACCCGGGCGGCGCGAGCCAGGUGCGGGCCGAAGCGAUGCAGCGGGCGGUGAGGGAUGGGGGAGCGGCUCCGCCGAUGAGCACCGGCCCCUACACCGCGGGCGGAGGCAAUGGCUUUCAGGUGUGGGGCUACGGCUACCAGUUUGUCCGUUUGCCACAGACCGAAGCCAGCCGGCCAUUAGACCCACGAGGGCAGCCGGGAUUUGAGAACAACCCGGCGAUGUAAUUUUUGGCGAGGGUGGGUGGGCGAGUGGGGGGGCAGGGGUGACGCCACACGGUGACGCGCGUAUAUACGGAGGGGUUAGGGGGGGGGUGGGAAACGCGAAGAAACAUUUCUGAAGAGCUGAUGUCAAAUCGCACCGUUUUGUUUGCUUGGCUUUUUUUUUAGAUUUUUUUUCAUUAAAAUGUUUUCGUAACGUUAGCGUGAAAAUAUCGUUAAAUGCGUUCGGCGUAAAAAAAAACGCAGCGGAAAAUAAACUAAAACCGAGAGGUGCGCGGUUAGCUAAUCAUGCUGAAAUUAGCUGUAGUACAAAGCAGAGAGGAAAAAGAUUGUGAAAGUUACACAUCGUCUCACAUUUAAUGAAAUCCACAAAUUAGAAUAAUAAGUGGAGGAAAUGGACAAUGCCCUCGGGUAAUUGUAUUCACAAGGCCUGCUAAUGUUCAGCCAAUGAAAGGCUCACAUGUUGUGCAUUCGAGAGGUUGAAGUGAGUAAAUUGGGUCUGAAUGAGUUUAUAUUUUUAGUUGGAAAAGGCAACUAGCAUAGCAGCUUGUACCGCAUUUCGUAUGUAUUUUUCUGUUUUAACAUUGUUAUUAAUCUAGAAAGUAAACACAAAUUCUAAACCGAUACCCAGUGCUAAUUUACAUUUUAAAACAUCCAAAAUCAGUACGCGCAAAUUGUGUUCCUGAUGUUAUUUGUAGUUGUCACACCGGCAGCCAUUGAUGCUUGCGUUAUCAUAACGAAAUCGAUUAUUUGUGUCGCAAUAAAUGGCGCAAUAAGAGGAAUACAUUGUUGGAAAUUUGAGAAGAUGAUGUGGGUCAUUGUGUUGACCAAGCAGAGUUCAGUACAACUCACUGGACCUUGAGAAGGUCUUUUCUCUGGGUCGUUAGCGAACGAGCGUCGAUAUUUUCUCUGCUUAGUUUAAAUUCCUGAUUAUUUUUUUUUCUUCCCUUUCUUUAAAAAAUAAAAAUGAAAUAUUAAAUGCCGACGCAACAGAAUGCUCGUAUUUCUUGACAGUUUGAUGAAAAUCAUAAUUGACGCGCCAAUGACACGCACACGCGGUCGUGUUUUUACCGUUUAGAAACGUUCUUACCGGCGCCGGGAGUAAGGGGAAAAUUUAUCCUUCGAGCGAUUUUAUCCGUUUUGUACUGAUAUUUUAAUAAUAAGAAUUAAAAUGUUUUCUUCUUUUUUUUUCACAGUAUGUCGUGUAAUCUUUAAGCGGAGGACGUCGAAAUCGCCUUCCGUUGGCGGAUUUCAAAUACCUAGUCGGGGUUCUUGUGUUGCAAUCAAUCUAGGGAAGGCCUUGUAGACAAAUGUGAUGUCAAACCUUCCAGAUUUCAGGGGGUUCUCGUUGACUGUCCACACAUCAAUAAUCAUGCCGCACAAAGGGGGUGAAUAAUUACAGAAAGAAACUACAAAUACUGGAGAGUAUAUUUUACUCGACGGUAUACAUAAUGCAGAUGAAGUCAAAUGGUCGCUGUGCUUUGCAGCUUUUUUUACCUACUGAAGUUUUGAGUCAACACGAUUGCUUUUUUGGUGGUUAAAGUACAGCCUGAACUUGUGUAUCAGCAGCAGAACAGAUGAAAUGUCAACUGACAGACAACAAUGAAAAAUGGUGCUAAUGUAAUUAACAAGCGCGUAGUGCUUUGGUGUCCAAUUUUGUUGUUCCGCACUUCGCGAAGGGCGCCCUGGAUGCGGCAUAUCGGCCCAAAGAUAUUUUUUCUCCACCUCCCAAUUCGGGCCUUGGGGAGAAUAUGCCCGCGAGCUGUUUGGGCGCAUCUAUGGGAUAAUUCACUGCCUGGUUAAAUGCGCUAUCGGCCGUUUUUUUGAAGCACAAAGUGGAAAAGGGGACACGUGGCACUAAGCCAACUGUCCGCUUUUACCGACUUGCCAUUCGUAGAAAUGUUGCCUGCAGGAGCUUAUUCCUGUGAGUUAAAAGAAACGCUGAGACAGGAUGCGGCUAAAAUCCCUCUCCUUGGUCUGGAAGGUUUUGCAUUGGCAUACAAAGAAGGAAAGCUGCAGAACUAUGCAUUUAAACAGUACCACCAACAGUGCAGUGGCGGUCUAUCUUCAUGGGUGAGGGGUUGUCAGCGUUCUUAUUUCACAGCAUUGUUCUGCUCUCUUCGUCUGACGUCUCGUAUUCGUCACACGCAACUGUACUCACCUACAAAGCCAAUCUCGAUUCUGCUCGGCAAUUAACAAGUGAUUUUACAAAAAUGGUUUAUGCAGAAUCGUACGCAGGAAUAUUUCUUUGAAAUGACAUUGGUAAUUUUCAUUCAUCAUCGACAGCCAUCGGUAGGCCUGCCUCACAUUAUCACCAUGCCUCAAGGUCUCGCCAUGCCACGAUCCAUCUCCCUUCUGCCCAUGUUCACUGGGUUGGCUGCUGUACGUUUACAAAGGAAUGAACACGUGGCCGGAAUUGGCAAUCUGGUGGUUUUAACUCCUGAGUUAGGCAAGGGUUCUGUUGGUAUCAGACGGUAUCACUGGCAUUCUCACACACUGGCAAAUCAUUUGUGGAAAAUGCAAUGCUCUUCCUGGCAGGAAGAAGACCGCGAGAGCCAGCUGUAUGGGAUAUAAUUCCUUACUUUCAAUUUCAGAUUGGGAUGGUAUUGCAACACACCGUUCUGUCCUUGGGUUCAUUCAUCCUCACUUUAUAAAUGUCAAGAUAUGCCACUGCUACUGUUGGAAGAAAAAGCUCGACGCAAAAGUGAACGUCUUUUUUCAUUGCAUGUGCGUAGAUUUUGUCGAAGAGAAUUUACCCCAAAACCCGUUGUCGUCUUUUUUUGUUCCACGUGCGUGCGUGCGGGUUGGGGGUGGGGGGGAUAGGGUUGACAAAAAAACAGAAACGCGUAAUAUGCGAUUUAAAGUAAAAACAAACAAAAAACUAUUUUCUUAUCACGUUUAAAUGUAUUACGUCGCCUGUGCCUAUAUGAAUACAAGCGGAAAUGCGAUUGCCAAAGCUCUCAAGGGUCUGUGUGUUUGAUAUUUGUAUUGGCGUCAAAGCAAUGCGUACCAAAAUGGCUACAGACGUCUCCACCCCACUUCAACCGUGACGUUCAACAAACCGUAUCAUGGCUACUUGCCCCAACCAUGACUGGAUCUAGCUCGUACACUUCGUGGUGUGCAGUCAGAUAUCUGACCAGGCGUAUAACGACGCAUCGGUUAAUAGUCGUUUGGUGGGCUCACGAUGCACACGUGGCAUCGUGCGUGUAAAAAUCGAUCUACGAUCCGUGCAAAUGACACUCAAAACGGUGUGCAAAAGUUGCAUUGAGUACUGUGUAACUGAGUGAAAUUGUGAUUUUUCUUUUCAAAUGACAAACAAUACAAAGGAUAUGGAAAUUAACAACUUGGAACAGAUCCCUGAAUUAUAUCACAACCUGAAAGUGUGACAGUGGAAUCGCUUUGUGGGGUGAAUGAUUAGCAAACGAUUUCUGACGCCGAAUUGUUUACGAUGUGGGGACGAGAGGCCAUUUCUCAAAUGUGUUUGAUUUGAGUGGUUUAACGAAUGAUCAUCGUAUACUAAAGUUCAUCCAUUGGAAUUUUGUGAUUUUAUUCCAUACCAUUCUUCGAUAAAAAAAAGUCACCUUAUCCCAUUUAUUAGCAUGGUUAGUUAUGCAUGGUGCAAAAUAACCUCUACAUACAUAUAAAAUACAGUAAAUUAUACAGUUUUAUAUUCGUUCAAAUGAUGGCUGUAAAACUGUUAUUUCUCAAACGAAGUUUUUGGCCUCAAAUUGGCUUCUUUGUUGCCUUAGCUUGGAUCUUGCACCUCUUCCAAAUAAGCCAUAACCAUUAGAUGGGUUACAGCACAGGAGUGGAGGGCCCCCACACACCUUUUGAAAAGAAUUGCAAUCGUAUAUAUAAAUGACUGCGACAGUCUUGCUUGAGGGAAGUAUGCCAUGAUACAACGAUUGAAGCAAAAAAAAGUGCUUUCAGAAAAAAAGUUACUUGGUAUUGUUACAUUAAAAGGCUUACCAAUGACCUGCGGAUUUCACUGGCAAUAUGCCCAGCAGGAGAACAUAGCAAAAACAACAAGCCCUUUGCGAGUGCGAAUACAUGCAUGUAUAUACACGUCCAAACCUUUAAUGGCAUUGACUGGGGAAACAGAAAUCCAUACUGGACAACAAUUAACGACAUGCAUUUUUUAACCUUGGAACCUCAUGAGGAAAUAGGACUUAAUGGAACCAAAAAAAAUAUGCAGUGCGCCUGAGUUGAAAUGUGAUGAGUCUUGGGUCACUGUGGGAGGUGAAAAUUAGUAUAUGCUAAGGAGUGUAAAUUAACCUGACAAUUCGUGGCCAAACCCAUGUUAAAUUUAGCAACUGUGAAGCAGUGGGGGUUUUAUAAGAAUUACCUGUCUGAGUUAGGCAGGUAGUUCAGAGGUCAAAGUGCAAAGCCAGCACUACUGACAUCCUGGGUUCGAAUCUAGGCAGCUGUGAUUAAGAUAGGCUAUCUCGUGUACAAUGCUGAUGGUCUCAGCCGAAUCACCAAUAAUUCUACACAAACUUAAUAAAACUAGAUUUUGCACUUGAUUUUAAUCCAUUAAAGCACGGGCAAUUGAACUUGUUUUGCCUCAUUCGAUUAUAUUAUAAUUAUCUGACAGCAGAGGUUGUAAGUGUCCAGGAUUAAACGGCCACUUACAUUUUUUUCGGAGUUUUCUGAGAAGUCACGUGUCCAGGGCAAGAUGGGUGCACGGCCAAUAGCACAAUUGGGAUACAUUUUGGUGGAAAGGAACAAAUAAGGACUUGCUCGCCACGCAUUGUUUUAAAUUGACGUUAACGUUUUUGUGAUUUAAAUAAAUUAAUUAAAGUAUGCUCCCUUUACUUAAGGUAAUAAUUGUGUGUUUCUUUUGUAUGGAGGUAAAUACGUAACAAACAUGACACUUCACAUUGUCAAUGUUAAUUUGAAACAUUUAUGUGGCGCGUACAAUUCAAGAAUAUUUCUAUACCUGAAAAAAUAUUAAGUUGCCGUUAAAUGAUAGCACUGUAUCAGAAGAUUAAUGAGUUGACAUUUUAUUUGGGAAAACUUCAUUCAUUUGUUUAAUAACUGGGGGGGGUCCUAAAAACAACUUAAGAAGCCUUAUGGAGAUGCAAUUCUUGGUUAGAAAAUGUGUGUUGUUUGACCACAGAUCUUAUUCAUGCCCCCUGUAUGGCUUUCAAAGCUGCGUAUUUCUUUUCAUCCUGUCAGAUAGCCCACUGAAACCUCCCCCAUCGUUGCUGUGUUUGGGCCACAGGUGAUGACAUUUCUCGGUACGCGAUGAUUGUACGCUUGUACAAUGCCGUGAAGGCAGGUGAUGUGUGGACAGCUGUGUGAGGGCGGGUGGGAAAGCAGGGCUGUGAGGUUGACCCGUUUUGUAUCCGAGCAUUGCCUUAUUAUACGCGUUAAAUAAAAGCUUCGUGCGCGCA